Molecule: messenger RNA, 4149 nt
Organism: Mustela erminea (ermine)
Lineage: Eukaryota; Metazoa; Chordata; Mammalia; Carnivora; Mustelidae
Product: zinc finger protein 671-like
Exons: 3
Coding region: 244-2517 (757 amino acids)
Biological process (GO): regulation of cytokine production; negative regulation of transcription by RNA polymerase II; regulation of immune system process
Molecular function (GO): RNA polymerase II cis-regulatory region sequence-specific DNA binding; DNA-binding transcription factor activity, RNA polymerase II-specific
Source: RefSeq, a predicted model, not a curated record
UGGGCGGGACUUCCGGUAUCUUCCCCGAGCGUUUGGUCGCUUUUUGCUAGCAUCUGCUCAAGCCGGGGGGUUUGAUUGCUUGUUCAGGCCGGAGGUGGAACGGUCGUCGCCGUUUCACAGACUAGUCGGAGGCUCGCGGUUGGCGACGUCCACCCACCGUGGCCCCGCGGCUGGGGCAAGACUUGUUUGCUUCCCCGACCUAGACCCGGGCCGCUCCGGGCUCCGCUUCGUCCACCGAGUCGGAUGGCGGCGGCCGCGCCCAGGGACUCGGCUGAGUGUGGUGUGACCUUUGAGGACGUGGCCGUGUACUUCUCCUGGAAGGAGUGGAGGCUUCUUGAUGAGACUCAGAGACGGCUGUACCACCGUGUGAUGCUGGAGAACUUUGCACUUGUAUCGUCACUGGGUUGCUGCUGUGGAGCAGAGGAUGAGGAGGCCCCCUUUGCACAGAGCGCUUCUGUAGGCGUUUCACAGACUGGGAUGCCCAGGGCCGCUCUGUCUUCCCGGAAGACCCACCCCUGUGAGAUGUGUGGUCCCGUCUUGAAAGACAUUUUCCACUUGGCUGAGCUCCAGGGGAAAGAAAACAGCCAGAAACUGUUGAGUUGUGGGGCCUGCGGGAAACGAUUUUCUUUCAGUGUGAGGUUGGAGCAGCAGCAGCAGCAGGAGCAGCCCACGGGAGCAAAACCAUUCAGAAACCGUGUGGACAGGGCCUCUGCUGUCAAGAGCUGGGGAUCCGGUGGUUCGGGAAAGCCCUUUACCUGUGGAGAGGUUGAGAAGGACUUGCUGUCUGGCUCGGAGCAUCUGGGGCAAGAGGCCACUUGUACUGGGGAGAAACCACACAUGAUCCCCCAGUGCAGGGCAAUGUUACAACGCGAAAACAGUCGUGGUGCUUGGGGGGGAUGUGAGAACGCCUUUGGUCCCAAACAUACAGAUACACAGGACCAGGGUGUCCACCUUGGAGGACAGUCCUUUGUGUGCAGUGAAUGUGGGAAAACUUUCAGCACUCAUACUGCUCUCCAUUAUCACCACAGAGUUCACACUGGAGAAAGGCCUUAUGAGUGCAGUGAAUGUGGCAAGUCCUUUACCCGCAGACAUAGACUCAACAUGCACCUAAAGGUUCACUCAGGUGAAAGGCCUUAUGAGUGUAAAGAAUGUGGGAAAUCUUUUAUUUGUAGGUAUGAACUCCAGUAUCAUUAUAGAAGUCACUCUGGCGAAAAACCUUUUGAGUGCAGUGAAUGUGGGAAGUCUUUUACCUAUCGCUCUGCCCUUAGUUAUCAUCAGAGAUCCCACAGAGGAGAAAGGCCUUAUGAAUGCGGUGAAUGUGGGAAAUCUUUCACUUCAAGCUCUGCACUCAGGUAUCAUCACAGAGGUCACACGGGAGAAAGGCCUUACAAAUGCAGUGAAUGUGGGAAAUCCUUUCGACAAAAACAUUCUCUCUCAAUACACCAGAAAAUUCAUAGUAGAGGAAACCCUUACAAAUGCAACAAAUGUGGGAAAUCUUUUUCUUGUAGUUCCAGUUUCCAUUAUCAUGAGAGAAUUCACACAGGAGAAAGGCCUUAUGAAUGCAGUGAGUGUGGAAAAUCUUUUAUAAGUAGUACUGCCCUCCAUUAUCAUCAGAGAGUUCACACUGGAGAAAGGCCUCAUGAGUGCAGUGAGUGUGGGAAAUCUUUCAGCACUCAUAGUGCUCUUCAGUAUCAUCGCAGAGUUCACACUGGAGAAAGGCCUCAUGAGUGCAGUGAAUGUGGCAAGUCCUUCACCCGAAGAAAUAGCCUCAAUAUGCACCUAAGGGUUCAUUCAGGUGAAAGGUUUUAUGAGUGUAAUGAAUGUGGGAAAUCUUUUAUUUGUAGGUAUGAACUCCAGUAUCAUUAUAGAGUUCAUUCUGGAGAAAAACCUUUUGAGUGCAGUGAAUGUGGGAAGUCUUUUACCUCUCGCUCUGCCCUUAGUUAUCAUCAGAGAUCCCACAAAGGAGAAAGGCCUUAUGAAUGUGGUGAAUGUGGGAAAUCUUUCACUUCAAGCUCUGCACUCAGGUAUCAUCACAGAGGUCACACAGGAGAAAGGCCUUACGAAUGCAGUGAAUGUGGGAAAUCCUUUCGACAAAAACAUUCCCUCUCAAUACACCAGAGAAUUCAUAAUGGAGGAAACCCUUACAAAUGCAACAAAUGUGGGAAAUCUUUUACUUUUAGUUCCAGCUUCCAUUAUCAUCAGAGAAUUCACACAGGAGAGAGGCCUUAUGAAUGCAGUGAGUGUGGAAAAUCUUUUAUAAGUAGUACUGCCCUCCAUUAUCAUCAGAGAGUUCACACUGGAGAAAGGCCUCAUGAGUGCAGUGAAUGUGGUAAAUCUUUUAUCACUCGUACUGCUCUCUCUUACCAUCACAGAGUUCAUACUGGAGAACGACCUUAUGAGUGCAGUGAAUGUGGGAAAUCGUUUAGGGGAAAAUCUAACCUCUCUCAACAUUGGAGAGUUCACACUAGAGAAAGGCAUGGUUCUAUAAUGAAUAUGCAAUUUCCUUAUUCAGCAUAAUGCCACUGGUGAAAACUCUUUGAGGAGACUUUUGCCUGAUUUGAAUCUUCUACGGUGGGGAAAUUCCUUAAAUUUAUCUUGUAAGUAUGUGUGGCCAUGUUGCAUUUUCUGAAUUGUCCAGAGAGCUCUCUAGAUUUUUGUAACUGACAGUUCUGUGACCCUUUCACCUCUGCCAACUGGUAGGUCCGCACAGUGCACAUCAGUCCUCAACUCAGAGAAGUUGACCUCUGUUCUUAGAACUGGAGCAGAUUAGCAGUAACUUGAGGUCUUUUUGGGGUCAGCUUUCCCUCCUCCUUGAAUACCUUCAUGUCAUGGACUUGCAUCAGUGAUGACCCAGAGAACAUCAUGAGUUUGGCCGGCAGCUUACAGAGAAUGGCUACCUUUUUUCAGGAACGUGUUGGUCGCAUGUGAUACUUGUGAUGAGUUUUUCCAGCUUCCAAGUCACAAACUGGAGAACUGUCUUCUCCACAUUGAUUUGGAUUAAAUGAUAAUCAAGGCCUUACUGUUUAAGUCUUUAAUCAUGAAUGUUCUACUUACUGUGUGGAGGAGUAGUUUAUAAAUAGAUUUGGGCUCAACAAGCAUCAAAUGGUAAACUUCUAAGAGUCUCAAACUAGCUGUGCUUGAGGAGAAAGUGGAGGAUGGCAGGAAAUAGCUUGCCAGUUUUGUUUUGUUUUAAGUAAACUCUAUGUCCAACUUGGGGCUCAAACCCCAAGAUCAAGAAUCAAGCUCUACUGAGCCAGCCAGGUUGUGCCAGUAGCCUGCCAGUUUGGACUAAAUUUGCAUUGAUUGCUGCCUCACAGCCUCCUAGCAAAAUCUGCGGGGCUUUCUGUUUUUCGUUUCAGGUCUGGAUGACGUGUGUUUUAGGAGCCUCAGUGACGAGCCCCAGGAGGGAGCAGAUGUGAGACUCUUAGUGCUUCUGCCAGUGACAUGAAUUUCUUCCCUUACUCGAAGGGGGUCUCACAGGGGAUGUCAGCACUAUUAACCUCGGCUUUACAAGCAGCCAUGUGCCCUGAUGUCCACAACCCACUGGGCUUGGGUCACUGGUUGAAAGACCACAGUGGGCAGGAGAAACCAUAAUUGGUACAGAAACACCUAACAGGAAGGGGAGGAGGCUGCAGCCAACUGGAUGGAAUGUGCCUCUUCUAGAAAUGGAUCCAGACAAGUUUCUGUGACAAUGACUAGGAUCAGUGUGUACACAAAUCUCAGGAUCUCCGGGCAUAUUUAUCUUGUGUAGGUAAAGUCAUUGUCAGAGAAAAUAAUUGGAAGCUAUUGGCGAUCCUUUUAGCCCCUGUGUUCUCCACGUCCAGGCCAGUACUACACACAGAGGAAUACAAGAGAGUAAAAGGGACUGGGGGGAGUCAGUAGUUUGUUGAUGUGGCCCUUAAGAUCCAGGCAAUGUUCCUGUUAACACCAGCGGAACCGUCCUUCACUGCUGCCUGUGUCUGCAGACACUGAGGUAAGACUGAAGCCUGGAGGACAUGGAACAGGGUGGUACUGUCAGCAUAAGGUUGCCAGAUCUAUUUUUAUUUUGAGCCAAUUUUUAAAACUAUAUAAAGGUUUAAAUUACAGAUGCUAAUAAGCUGCAUAUAUUUAAGAGUGUACAAUUGAGGGCGCCUGGGUGGCUCAGUGGGU